GAAGUAGAAACUGCAGUAGCAGAAGCAUUAUCGAACGCAACAUGAGAGUUUACCACUUGCUGCUGAUUGGAUUCGGUUUGGCGGCGAUCGCCGGCGGUCGGGAGGUUCUGGCCCAUCCACCCAGGAACGAUCCGGAUCCGUGCACCACCACCACGUGCGCACCCCCACCACCGCCGUGCACCACCACCACGUGCGCACCCCCACCACCGCCGUGCACCACCACCACGUGCGCACCACCACCACCGCCGUGCACCACCACCACGUGCGAACCCCCACCACCGUGCACCACCACCACGUGCAGGCCACCACCGUGCACCACCACAACGUGCAGGCCACCACCGUGCACCACCACUACCUGCAGGCCACCACCGUGCACCACCACUACGUGCAGGCCACCACCGUGCACCAGGACGCCACCCUGCACUCCACCACCGUGCACCAGGACACCACCCUGCACUAGAACUCCCCCAUGCACCAGAACUCCCCCCUGCACUCCACCCUGCACCCCACCCUGCACCCCACCCUGCACCCCACCCUGCACCACCACGUGCACCCCACCCUGCACCCCACCCUGCACCACCACGUGCUCCCCAUCCGCACCCGUACCCGCACCCGUACCCGCACCGGCACCCGGAACUCCGGAUGAAAUCCCUGAAGAGGAGCAACGCGAUCUCGCCCAGGUGCUGAUCUCGCGCCACGACUGCCGUGGCCAGGACGACGGAACCUUCCUGGCCGACGUGCGCCACUGCCGCCGCUACUACGUGUGCAACCGGCAGAGGUCGAGGCGCCAGAACUGCCCCAGCGGCACCUGGUUCGAUCGCCAGCUGAAGGCCUGCCGUCUGGCCAGCCUCGUCGACAAUUGUGACGCCAGGCGCAACUAAGGUGGACUUUGGGUUUGCCGUUGCCUGCCAGUGUGGCCAUGCGCCCUUGCGAAGCAAAUUGGCUUUAGAGAAUUUUUUUUUCACUUUUUCAAAGAAUUUAGCAAAGCAAGUGUGUAUUAAUGAUUUAACUAUUCCAAAGCAAUAAAUAAAUGUUUCACUGAUUAUACAAGAAA
Molecule: messenger RNA, 1054 nt
Organism: Drosophila elegans
Lineage: Eukaryota; Metazoa; Arthropoda; Insecta; Diptera; Drosophilidae
Product: formin-like protein 5
Exons: 2
Coding region: 42-881 (279 amino acids)
Cellular component (GO): extracellular region
Molecular function (GO): chitin binding
Source: RefSeq, a predicted model, not a curated record